Culex quinquefasciatus (southern house mosquito) is the source of this 832-nucleotide messenger RNA. RefSeq names its product U-scoloptoxin(11)-Sm6a. The record is from RefSeq and is a predicted model, not a curated record. The transcript is spliced from 3 exons. The coding region runs from base 77 to 784 and encodes 235 amino acids. Lineage: Eukaryota; Metazoa; Arthropoda; Insecta; Diptera; Culicidae.
GGAGAUCUUGGUCGGAAUUUCGCAGCUGGCAGCUCAGUCUUGAUCUGGCGUUUAGCUCGUUUGAAGCUCGCGAAAAAUGGUGCUCGCGUUCGUUCGGUCGUGGUUCCCGGUGCUGGCGGUGCUGUUGCAGAUAUUCGCGGUCCAUGUGGCCACUUCGGCCUACCGGUACCACCUUGAGGAUUACGACACCCUGAUGGGGACUUGCGGUGAGCACGAGGUUUGCAACAUUGUCCACCAUCGGUACUGGAUGCCCAGCGCCGUGGAGAAGAUCUGCCGCUGUCCGCUGAACACGCCGAGCUGUCCGGUGACGUACACCAAGCACGGCCACGUGAUGAACGUCAACAGCCGGACGCAGAUGAAGUUCUGCUCGUCGACGAAGGGACUGGCCCGGUGUGGACCGAACGAAAUUGCGCUGCAGCGGAAGACGCUGUACCAGAAGUACGGCGUGAAGAAUGUGUCGAUCGUGGUGCACUGCCAGUGUGAUAACCAGCGCCAGUACUGGGUGUUUGUGAACCAGACCGGGGAGAACUUUAACGACGCCAGACACCAGCUGACCGUGGUGGACAACUAUCGAUGCGUUGCCCUGGAGCGCUGCAAGCCGCACGACUUUUGCGGGUACGCCCGCCGCGACUACGGCUUCAUCUUCCACCGGUGCACCUGCCCCCUAUCCCACCAGUGCAAGUUCGACCUGGACGAGUCCCAGAGCGAGGUGAGCGAGCUGUUUUACCGCGGACCGGCGUACCUGGCCCGGUGCGUCCCCAUCUACGACUACGACUGGUGGUGAGCCCCAACAGAAUGGUUUUGUGAUUAAAAUUGUGCAAUAAAGCGGUUU